Cyphellophora europaea CBS 101466 is the source of this 1167-nucleotide messenger RNA. RefSeq lists its product as uncharacterized. The transcript has a single exon. Lineage: Eukaryota; Fungi; Ascomycota; Eurotiomycetes; Chaetothyriales; Cyphellophoraceae. The record is from RefSeq and is a predicted model, not a curated record. The coding region runs from base 1 to 1167 and encodes 388 amino acids.
AUGCCUCGAAAGGUCGCCUACACCCAGGUGACCCCAAUCCCAUCCCAUAUUCCCCGCCAGCUGGGUAUCGACAUGCUCCACAGCCACGGCGAGCUCAUCGAACUGAACCCACUCGUCCUCAGUUACAACCAGAUUAAACCUCCAAGAGACGCUCCGGCCGACGAAUACUUCUCAACAUGGUACGAGAUCACCGAAAGAAUACAGAUUAUACCCGGUACCGGCAAGCUGGGCUCGGGCAAGAUUAGCUUCAGAGGUGUCUACCAUGACAUGCCCUGGGGUCUGCAGACUCACGUUUAUGUUCCCGGCGGUGUCGAUCUGCGCGUCAAGUACUCCAUCCGUGGGAACCAGCCAGGUGAGCCGCCAGAGGCCCGUGAGCUCGGUAGUCAGGCACCCGCCGAUGGCCUUUACUUGCGCGAAGAUAUCGAGAUCAAGUGCAACUUUACUAUGGUAUCCUUUGUCAAAAAGGGAAUGAAAGAAGCUUCUAAAGUCAUGAUUGCGCGCCUGAUCAAGAAAGCAGAGCUCAUUGAUGCCGAGAUCCUACGACAAAUGAUGGAUGCCCACAAGCUUCAGGACGAGCAGCAGAACAUGGCCGGUCACUCGCCUCAACCACCUGGAUCACCUGGCCUGUCUGCAACAGGUCAGGUACCUUACUCGCCUGGACCCGGUCAGGAUCCUUUCAGUAAACGCCAUACUAUGAUUUCAAGCUCGGACGUUCUCCGGAAGCGGGAAGAGUCGCUGCGUCAAGCACUAUACAACAAUGGCACUCUUCAGCCUCAACCCAGCCCAGGUAUUCCUCACCCCAACAUGAUGGAGAUGAUGGGUUCGGUACCCGGUCAAGGCCAGGCUCCGACGCAGCAGUUCCACAACAGUAAUCCCGGCCUCGCAAUCGAAAUGGAGGGCGAUACAUCCUUCAAUCACCGUUCCCCAAUGCCAUCACCAAACAUGCAGUCACAAGGACAUCGUGCUUCAACAUAUUCGGAGCUUUCGGGCGAAAACGGUUACAAUCUUGGUUCGCGACCUCAGAGCACCCCUCACGGAGGUACAGAGGCCAGCUCUGGAUGGGGUGGCUCACAAGCUAGCUCUUCUAGUCCGAGAGUUGAGCAAGCUCCAGGCCAGUAUCGUUACAAUCCCAGAGACUUUGCGUCGGAGCUACCUGCGGGGAGAUGA